This is a messenger RNA of Pygocentrus nattereri (red-bellied piranha), 2925 nucleotides long. RefSeq names its product methionyl-tRNA synthetase 2, mitochondrial (gene mars2). Bases 35 to 1813 code for a protein of 592 amino acids. The record is from RefSeq and is a predicted model, not a curated record. Gene Ontology annotation, molecular function: ATP binding; methionine-tRNA ligase activity. Gene Ontology annotation, biological process: methionyl-tRNA aminoacylation. The transcript is spliced from 3 exons. Lineage: Eukaryota; Metazoa; Chordata; Actinopteri; Characiformes; Serrasalmidae.
CACCGGAAGCAGAGCUGCGGCCGGUGAGUUUGCCAUGUUGACGGCGAGCUGUCGGGGUUUGCGCUUGAGAAUCAGCGGAGCCGUUUUGCGGAGGGUGGUUUCUGAGCUGCCCCAGGUCCGUCCGUCUCUGACCACCAAGAGACUCAGCCAGGCGCCGCCGUAUUACGUCACCACGCCUAUCUUCUAUGUGAACGCUGCUCCUCACCUCGGCCACGUGCACUCGGCCGUCAUAGCCGACUGUCUGUACAGGUACAGGACGCUGCAGGGCCUCGGCUGCAGGUUCGCUACAGGUACUGAUGAGCACGGACUUAAGAUCCAGCAGGCAGCUGCCGCUGCGGGUAAAGACCCCCUGGACUUCUGUACCGAGGUGUCAUCCAGGUUUAAGGAGGUGUUUAGAAGUUGUAGUGUUUCAUACACAGACUAUGUGCGGACCACGGAGGACAGACACCGGCGGGCAGUGGAGCAUUUCUGGACGGUGCUUCUCAACAACGGGUUCAUCUACAAAGGGAGUUAUGAAGGCUGGUAUUCCACACCGGAUGAAAGCUUUCUCACGCCAACUCAAGUGACUGAGGGAACUGAUUCCUUGGGGAGGGAGAUCAAAGUCUCCACAGAGAGUGGACAUAAGGUGGAGUGGAUGAAAGAAGACAACUACCUGUUCCGCCUCUCUGAUUUUCGCACUGAGCUACAGGACUGGUUGAAGGCAAACCCAAAAGCCAUUCAGCCGGAAAGGUUUUAUCAUCUCGUCCUUCAGUGGUUGGAGAACGAUCUGCCUGAUUUAUCAGUGUCGCGGCAGAGAAGCCGCCUGCAGUGGGGCAUUCCAGUUCCCAGGGAUCCUGAACAGACAAUCUAUGUGUGGUUGGACGCUUUGGUGAACUAUCUGACAGUUGUGGGUUAUCCUGAGAAGCACUCGCAGUGGUGGAGCGGCGUCCAUCACGUUGUAGGUAAAGACAUCUUAAAGUUCCAUGCCAUAUAUUGGCCGGCAUUUCUCUUAGCCGCAGGACUGCCCCUUCCUCAGGCUAUAUAUGUGCACUCUCACUGGACAGUACAGGGGAAGAAAAUGUCCAAAAGUCUUGGGAAUGUGAUAGACCCCCUUGAGAGGUCACAUACGUUCACAGUGGAUGGCCUGAGAUACUUUCUUCUGAGACAGGGGGUUCCGGACACGGACUGCGAUUAUGACGAUGACAAAGUGGUGAAGUUGUGCAACAGUGAGUUGGCUGACUCUCUUGGGGGUCUUCUCAAUCGAUGUACUGCACCCUCUCUCAAUCCAGAGCAAGUAUAUCCUCAGUUCUGUGACACAUCCUUUCCGAAGGUUUCAGAGGGGCUGAGUGGCAGAGCUGUGUUAGAGGAUCAUAAGAUGGUCAGAGCCGUGUCUGAGCUCCCUGCUGUGGUGAUGGAGAACUUUGAGAACCUGCAUGUGUACAAAGCACUGGAAGCUAUUAGUAGGUGUGUACGCCUAACCAAUGGCUUUAUCCAAAGACAUGCUCCAUGGAAGCUCAACUGUAGUGAACCCAAGGACAGACUCUGGCAUGACACAAUACUUCAUGUGUCUAUGGAGUGUCUCAGGGUAUAUGGCAUUCUGUUGCAGCCGGUUGUACCAGGACUAGCAGAUAAGAUCCUCUCCAGGUUAGGGGUGAGGCCUGGUGAGAGAAGCUGGGACCAUGCACUUGAUUUUCUGUCUAAGCAUGAAGGAAGAGACUGUCCUUAUGAAGGAAGAGCAUUAGGUGCAGACACUGGGGUGCUUUUUAAUCGCCUAGAGAGGAACAAACUCCGAGCGCACUCCAAAAAAACAGGAAAACCACCAAGGCCUCAGUAGUUUGAUAAAAUCCUGUAAUGAUAAAACUUGCAGUGCUGUAGUAGGAACUUUUACCACUAGAGGGAGGCAGAGGCCAGCCAUCAUUUGAUAAGUUAAUGAUAAUGGCAGGAAGACACUGUCGGUUGUGUUGAGGUUAUCAUAUAUAUAUAUAUAUGCGCACAAAGUUACAAAAGUGUGUCAGUGUUCUUUUUCAGAUUGUAGUGUUUUAGUUAGCCUACACAAAUUUUAAAGCCUCUCAGUAAAAGCAGAUUAUUUUAAAUGCUGAAACAAUGUUCAGUGGUGUUUCUGAAGCAGAGGGGUGUUUUAACUCCAACACAGCUUGGAUUAAUCUAUCCCUGGAUUUUUGUCCCCGUGGUGGAUCACUGUUUACCACGCUACAUCACUACGGCACUUUAAGCUGUAUGCCUGAUCUGCUCUAGAGCAGGAUUUCCCGUCAUCUUUUGACCAAUCAGGGACUGAUUGAUACCAUGUCAAUCACAUGAAGAAUGUAACAUAUUUAAGGAGAGAAGGAAAGCAAACUCCAUAUCUAUUAAGAAUAUAAGGCAGUUAUUACUCUAUUAAGCAUUAUCACAGUGGCACUGGUAGAAGUGCUUUAAUUCCUUCACCCUUUUCUUUGUCAAAAACAAGCACAAGUAUUUAACCCUGGGUUAAUGGAGAGAAGUAACUAAUUCCAGUUGUUGGGUUUUAUAGACCUAGAACUGGAGUUGAACAUGCUUUGUGAAGCUGGACCCAGGUUUUGUGAGUAUGUUGGAGCUUUACCACGCUGUGCCCUCCAGGACAGGAGUUAUAAGAGGAUAUGUUUAGGGGUGGGCAAACCAGCAAACAGACCUAGAUCAUAAUGUAGUAAUGCCAUAUUUUGCCAUACAGAUCCUUUAGGCAGUAGUGCCAUGUUCAAAAACAACCAUCUAAAACUUGUUUCUAUCUAUCUCUCUGUCUCUAUGAAUGAUGAAGCACUAGAGGAUGACUAAUACAAACUAUGCUGACACACAUGAGCUACUGUCUCUACAUCUGCAAGGUGGACCAACAAGGUAGGAGUGUCUAAUAGAGUGGCCAGUGUUUAAAAACUCCUCUGCUGCUUUGUGUGAUCCACUCACACCAACACCAGGGUUACU